AUGGCGAGGGCUUCAGCGAGGGAUGAAGCGGGAGACGCGAUGAACGUGACCAUGUCGGAAGAAGAAGACAUGGAAGAGGUUGAAAUGGAGGACGUCGGUAUGGACGAGGUAGAUAUCGAACCGCACGCGUAUGCCGACUUGUACCACGAACAUACACCCGGGCCCCAUGAACCGAAGAAUGCCAUUGAAAUUACACUUUCCAAACCUAAAGAGACGCCGAAACGCAAAGCACCAAUCGCUACUCCUCAAGAUCGAAAGAAUCGAGUGCUUAUCCAUCAGAUCCAUGUGGUAACUAUACUCGCAGCGGCGCGACUUCGAAAUCAGUGGUGCAACGACCUUUCAUUGCGCAAUACGCUGCAAGAUAUGGUGCCAGACAUACUGCUGCGGAAACUGCAGGCCAUACAGCCUCGACAUGAACCAGAACGCCGUCAGCGUGUGCGUAUGUUCGAAGCCUUUAUGACAGAUCUGAUUCACUGGUGGCACGGCCGUUUUCAUGUCCAUACCCGUGUGGCUACAGCGGCAGCUUGGCGACAGCCUAGUAUUGAUACGUUUCAGCCUGUAAGAAUACCGCCGAACACAUGGGUCGACGGAUGGAUCGUUGAGUCUCCUUCACAGCGUAUGCAGCGGCACAAGCAAGAAGCACGGCAUAAGCUGCAUCCAGCGACGGAGGUGUCCAUCUUCCCGCCAGGUGCUGAGACUUCCACGCCGACGUAUCUUUGCCUACUUCCGCCACCAGAAAUUUGUGCGUCUCCUACGGAUCUUGUCGCGGCUGCGCAUGCCCAGCUAGGGUCGCGCGAGACUAAAGCCAUCCUGUUUUGUGCAUUGUGCCGCUCCUUGGGCGUUCCUGCUCGAUUGGUCGUAAGUCCUCAAGUUAGCUCCUACACAUUUUCGCAAUCACGUCCUAAGUCCAUACCUGCUGCUGCUGAAGAAGAAGAAGAAGAAGAAGAAGAGACGCUAUAUAUCGAGCCUUUGGACGAAAAAGCGCCGCCCACCGUCUGGGUCGAGGUAUACAGCAAGCCGUACCAGCACUGGCUCACGGUAGAUCCCGUGCGUGGCUUUUUAAAGGCUACAGGUCUGCGUAAUAUGGAGCCCCAUGCAUCGCAACGUCAAAACAAGCUGGUUUACGUCGUUGCUUUCGAGGAAGAUGGAUAUGCUCGCGACGUGACAGCCCGGUACACGCGCCAAUUGCAUACCCGUGUCGCGCGAAUGCGUCCUUCUGGACGACACACAGACUGGUGGGCCAGGGUUGUCAGGGCCCUUCAUCGGCCCCAAAAACUUGACCGUGAUGCUGUGGAAGACGUGGAAUUGCAAGACCAGGCGCGUCGUGAGCCUAUGCCUACCAGUGCAGGCGCUUUUAAAGAUCACCCAGUGUACGUUCUUGAGCGCCAUUUGCACCGCGACCAGGUGAUUCAUCCGCUGCAUCGUGUGGGUACAUUCCAGGGGCAGCCUGUAUAUCUGCGUGCUCAUGUGGUUCAGCUUCGAUCCGCUCGGCAAUGGUACAAUGUAGGCCGUGACGUCAAGCCGGGUGAAGAGCCGUUAAAAUGGACGAAGCAACGAUCUUACACGACCACGGGAAAGCGUCUGGAAGAGCAGGUGCGGGCAACGACGGGCGAGGAUGCGAUGGAAGGUUUGUUUGCCGAGUUCCAGACGCGCCUGUAUACGCCGCCACCUGUCGUGGAUGGCCAUGUGCCUCGAAAUGCGUUUGGUAAUGUCGACUUGUUUGUUCCUACCAUGUUGCCGGCAGGUGGCACACAUGUGGCGCAUCAUUUAGCAGCACGAGCGGCCAAGCAACUGAAUGUAAGUUUUGCGGAUGCUGUUGUGGGCUUUGAAUUUCGUCGCUUUCGCAGCUUGCCUAAACUCAAUGGUAUUGUCGUACCCACUGCCUCGGCGUCCUUGGUCUGGGACGCUAUUCGGCAGCUGGAAGCUCAUGAAGUCCAGAAUGAGCGUGCCAAAGUACAGAAACGGGCAUGGAAAAACUGGGACAAGCUUAUCACGGCACUAUUGGUGUCACGGCGUGUGCAAGAUGAAUACAAAAGUGUGCUUACUGUACCGGAGCCUCAGCCAGAGCAGGCACCGCUGGAAGAGAGUGGGACACGGCAGCUACGGGAUGUACCUGAGCUCGAGCCUGAGCCUGGACCUGAACCUGAGUCCAAACCUGCCCCUUCAGUACCCGAGCCGCGCGCCCCUCAUCCUUCUGGCCCUAUCGUAUCAUUGGACGAGAUGAUCGCCGCCGAGUCGCCGCCACCUACGCCACCUCGACGGCGCAUUGUCCUCGUUCGCCGACAUUCGCCACCUCGACGGCGGCAAAGCAGUCGGCAACGGAAUCAUGCACGGCCGUCGUAUGCCGAAGACGAUGACUAG
Messenger RNA from Malassezia restricta, 2361 nucleotides. Its product is annotated as xeroderma pigmentosum group C-complementing protein. Gene Ontology annotation, molecular function: single-stranded DNA binding; damaged DNA binding. NCBI's taxonomy places the organism in Eukaryota, Fungi, Basidiomycota, Malasseziomycetes, Malasseziales, Malasseziaceae. The transcript has a single exon. The coding region runs from base 1 to 2361 and encodes 786 amino acids. Gene Ontology annotation, cellular component: nucleus; cytoplasm; nucleotide-excision repair factor 2 complex. Gene Ontology annotation, biological process: mismatch repair; nucleotide-excision repair. The record is from RefSeq and is a predicted model, not a curated record.